ACAGGCUAGUGGACGAGGUGUUGGCACUGACGGGCGGGGAGGCGUGUGAGAAGGGCGUGGAGAUAGCAGCGCUGGUGAUGGACUCGGUGCCAGCAGCUGUUGUGGGGGACCCUCUCAGACUCCGACAGAAGGGGGUGGAGAUAGCAGCGUUGGUGAUGGACUCGGCGCCAGCAGCUGUUGUGGGGGACCCUCUCCGACUCCGACAGGGAGGCGUGCGAGAAGGGCGUGGACUCGGUGCCAUGCCAGCAGCUGUUGUGGGCGACCCACUCCGACUCCUCAUUCUGGCUCUCUAA
Messenger RNA from Closterium sp. Naga37s-1, 293 nucleotides. The record is from the annotation of a GenBank genome assembly. NCBI's taxonomy places the organism in Eukaryota, Viridiplantae, Streptophyta, Zygnematophyceae, Desmidiales, Closteriaceae.